This is a messenger RNA of Henningerozyma blattae CBS 6284, 768 nucleotides long. It is a transcript of the gene ERS1, whose product is annotated as cystinosin-like protein ERS1. NCBI's taxonomy places the organism in Eukaryota, Fungi, Ascomycota, Saccharomycetes, Saccharomycetales, Saccharomycetaceae. Bases 1 to 768 code for a protein of 255 amino acids. Gene Ontology annotation, cellular component: vacuolar membrane; fungal-type vacuole. The record is from RefSeq and is a predicted model, not a curated record. Gene Ontology annotation, molecular function: L-cystine transmembrane transporter activity. The transcript has a single exon. Gene Ontology annotation, biological process: L-cystine transport.
AUGAACUUAAGAAUUGAUGAUCUGCUAGGCCUUAUUUACGUAUCAGCAUGGUCUAUUUCAAUGUACCCACCAAUCAUAAAGAAUUGGAAAUGUAACUCAAGCAGUGCUAUCUCUAUCGAUUUUGUAUUAUUAAAUGCCGCCGGCUAUUUUUAUUUAUUAACUUCCUUAAUAUUACAAGUGUAUUUUUGGAUUCCUGUUAGUACAGAGCUUUUGAAUACUGAGCAGCAAUUAUUGAAACCUAAAGUCUCUGUACUUGACAUUAUAUAUUGUAGUAAUGGGUUUAUUAUGACUGUUGUUUUACUAACCCAAGUCGUAUGGGGUAGAAAAUUAUGGAAUUUUUUAAAGGAUAAGAAGAGAAGGAUGACUAAUUUCUUUCAUAAAUUGUUAUGCCUUUCUAUUUUUUGUUUCACGUUUAUCACUUUCCAGUAUAUAUAUAACAAUAUUAAGAACGGUUGGUCAAAUUCAGAAACCUUAUCAUAUUGUAAUCAAUUAUUUCUAAUGAAAAUUUCAAUGUCAUUAGUUAAGUAUAUCCCACAAGUAACAUAUAAUUAUAAUCGAAAAUCAAUGAAAGGCUAUGCUAUCCAAGGUGUAUUUUUAGAUACGAUAGGGGGUGUUGCAUCAUUAGCUCAAUUAGUUGUUCAGUUACAAAGAGAUCAAAAUUUCAGUUUUUUAGUGUUUAUCACUAAUUUUGGGAAAAUAGGCCUCGGUUUAGUGACGUUGGUAUUUAAUUUCAUUUUUAUUUCACAAUGGAUGAUUUAUGAGAGUUAA